AUGCGGAAGCCGAGUCCCAGUAUUCCAAGCCCUCAGUUGCCCUCUGGUGCUCCGAUGACUCCGCAGCAUGAACCAUUUUUUGGGCCUGGACCAAUGGGGCCCGGACCCAUGGGUCCUGGACAUGGCCCAGGUCCUGGUGGACCUCCUCCACAUGGUCCUCCGGUACCACAUCCAGGGGGACCUCCUGGCCCCCAGAUGAUGCCACCAUUCAUGCGAAGACACACUCCCACCUACAUUCAGCCAGAUCAUAAAAUAUAUGAACUCAACAAGAGGCUACAGCAGAGGACUGAGGACAGUGACAAUUUGUGGUGGGAUGCAUUUGCAACUGAAUUUUUUGAGGAUGAUGCAACACUCACCCUCACUUUUUGUCUGGAGGAUGGACCCAAGCGCUACACAAUCGGUAGGACAUUGAUCCCCCGUUACUUCCGCAGCAUAUUUGAGGGAGGCGUGACAGAGCUUUAUUAUCAUCUCCGACAUCCAAAGGAAUCAUUCCAUAACACCACCAUCACACUUGACUGUGAUCACUGCACAAUGGUCACUCAUCAUGGCAAGAACAUGCUCUUCACCAAGGUGUGCACCGAGGGACGCAUGAUCUUGGAGUUCACGUUUGAUGAUCUGAUGCGCAUACGCAGUUGGCACAUGGCGAUCCGCAAUCAUCGGGAGUUCAUUCCCAGGUCCAUGCUGGCCUUGCCAUCGCACAGUGGUGGACCACCGGGACCAGAUCCGGCUCUCUUGGAGCAACUGUCCAAGAACAUCACCCGACAGGGACUCACGAAUACGACGCUCAACUAUCUCAGGCUGUGUGUCAUUCUGGAGCCGAUGCAGGAGUUGAUGUGUCGACAUAAGGCAUACUCUCUGUCACCCAGAGAUUGCCUCAAGACAACUUUAUUCCAGAAGUGGCAGCGCAUGGUUGCUCCACCAGAGACUCAGAGACCGGCCAACAAGAGACGAAAGAGGAAAGGCUCUUCUUCUGGCAACAGUGGCAUGAAUCCAUCUCCAGCUGGUGGCAUGGGCAAGAAGAAGUCACCUGGUCCUCCAAAUUUUUCUCUGGCAUCACAGGACGUUAUGGUUGUGGGGGAGCCAUCACUCAUGGGUGGUGAAUUUGGAGACGAGGACGAGCGUCUCAUCACUCGCUUGGAAAAUGCACAGUUUGAGGCAGCAAAUGGUUUGGAGGAAGCUGGUUUUGAUUCUCCGAUGACUUCAGGUAGUCCAUGGCAUGGUGGUGGUGAUAGGACUGGACAUGGCCCGCCCAUGGGAGCCGUGACACCAACCUCAGCAGGUCCCAUGUCCGGGCCUCACGAGCCGGACAUCAAGAAAUCUCCUUCAUUGACACAGUGA
This is a messenger RNA of Darwinula stevensoni, 1338 nucleotides long. The record is from the annotation of a GenBank genome assembly. NCBI's taxonomy places the organism in Eukaryota, Metazoa, Arthropoda, Ostracoda, Podocopida, Darwinulidae.